Messenger RNA from Lathyrus sativus (Indian pea), 1263 nucleotides. NCBI's taxonomy places the organism in Eukaryota, Viridiplantae, Streptophyta, Magnoliopsida, Fabales, Fabaceae. The record is from the annotation of a GenBank genome assembly.
AUGCUAUUGACUAUCGCUUUUUCUCCGCGUUUUCCUGCUUUUUCUCCUCAAAUUCCGCAAUACCGCUUUCGGUGCCAAUGCUGUAGUUUUGUUCCGGGAAAUGGUUUUCAAACGGAACGUGGUUUGGAGUUUGAUACCGGGGGCGCAUUUUACCGGCGAGAGAGUGCUACUGGAAGAGACCUCGGUGUACUUGCUGCUUCGUUACAGAAGAAAGUUAGUGGAAGCUUGCGUGUUCUUGAUGCUCUUUGUGGUUGUGGCAUUCGGUCGUUGCGGUACUUGAAGGAAGCGGAAGCGGAUUUUGUUGCUGCUAAUGAUGGAAAUGAGUGCUAUGGGAGUACCAUUGUGGAGAAUUUGUCUAGGGUUUCUGUGAAAGAGGAGAAAAGAUGGGUGGUUACUCAUUUAGAAGCUAAUAGAGUUAUGACUGAUUAUUAUCUUCAGAAGAGUUUGUUUGAUUUUAUUGAUAUUGAUUCUUUUGGAAGUGAUUCUUCUUUUUUGAGGUCUGCUAUCAAUAGUUUGAAAUUUGGUGGUUUGCUUUAUGUCACUUCAACUGAUGGCUUCUCUUCUGGCGGCCACCGUCCGCAUCAUUCUUUAGCUGCUUAUGGAGCAUAUGUGCGUCCUAUGCCGUAUUCGAAUGAGAUUGGUUUGCGAAUGCUUAUAGGCGGGUUGGUCCGGGAGGCUGCUGUGUUGGGGUACCAUGUAACUCCGUUGUUUUCGUACUAUGCUUAUCAUGGACCUGUUUUCCGAGUCUUGAUCAGGUUGAAUCGUGGGAAGGUUCAUGAUAGUAGGCAUUAUGGUUUUAUUGGCCAUUGCCACCAGUGUGGAAAUUCUAAUGAAUUUUCUUGGGACCAGCUUGGUCAGUUCAAUUGCUCCUGCAGUUUGUCAAAGGUUUCAAACUCUCUUAAGGUAUCAGGACCUCUUUGGACAGGGCCUCUUCAUGAUGCGGCGUAUCUUACAGACAUGUUAGAUCUUGCCAAGGAGUGGGGAUGGGUUGGCUGUGAUGGUAAAGACAGUCUUGAAAAGCUUAUAAAAUUGAUGGUGGAUGAAAGUGACCCCAGGUUGCCAUCUGGAUAUAUAAAGUUGGAUGAGAUGGCAAGCCGUGCAAAAAUCAAUACUCCACCUUUGAGGACCUUGAUGAGCGCCGUGCACGAGAAAGGUUAUGCAGCCAGCAGGUCUCACAUAAUCAAUAAUGCAAUUAAAACAAAUUGCCCCAUGACAGAAUUCAUUAGUAUAGCCAAAGAACUACUGCCGGUAUCUGUCUCUUAA